Tuber melanosporum (Perigord truffle) is the source of this 2538-nucleotide messenger RNA. RefSeq lists its product as uncharacterized. The record is from RefSeq and is a predicted model, not a curated record. The transcript is spliced from 3 exons. Lineage: Eukaryota; Fungi; Ascomycota; Pezizomycetes; Pezizales; Tuberaceae. Bases 240 to 1760 code for a protein of 506 amino acids.
AUGCCAUGCGGCUUAUGCAUUAGGUACAAGUAUGAUAGAGAAUUAGCCCGCUCUCUCUCAACUUUCCGGGCCACCCGGAGCCACCAAGACAAAACACCAACUCUUUUCCUACCGGACAGCGACGGAAAAAAGGUCGCCUCCUGGAACACAUCUCUGUGUCGGUCUUUUGACAGCCCGCACUUUUUUUUCCAAUACGCUUUCUCUUCCCCGGGGCAGUAUCCACUCAAGGUGCAGGGGCUAUGGGUAUUCCCCUAUGGUCAAGUCCUCAGAAAGGAUUAGAUCCAAAUUCCGCGUCUAGCAGGACUAAUGCCCAGUACAACACCAACUUGGACUCCGCAACAGCGUCCCAGGAACCGUUGUUCUCGUCUUCUUCGAGUUCUGCUUCUUCGUCGGCUUCGUCGACGUCUCUCCUAAAUGUCACCACAACGCAACAAAUCAACAACAAUAGCAACAGCAGUAGCAACAACAGCAGCACCGGCAGCAACGGCAGCACAGACAACCGUUCAUGGUCGAGCACAGGUGAUGGUCCCGGAUUACUUACCCUAGGAGAGUUCCUGAGGGAGACCGCGGCCAGUGACGACAAUGAGAGACAGCUGAACGGUAUAUUGAGACUCAGGCCAAGGACAGUAGCUGCCGAGUAUAGUAACGGUAGUGACCGAAGUAGGGGUGGUGAUUUUCUUUUUGUUCCUGCUCCCUUGUCCCCGCCACCACCACCACCAACCAAUUGGAAUUAUUCGGGCCUUGGAAAUUUGUUUGAUCAUACACCAGCUGGGAGAGCUCGCAUUCUCGGCACUAUGGGGUCUACGAUAGGUGGUUCUCAGGGCACUAGUGGGAGUGCCAGUGCGAGUAGUGGUGCUGGUGGCGCUUCUACGGCCACUGCUGCCUCUGCUCCUCCGGCUAGCUCCUCCUCUUCUACUGCUAGUGCUUCGGCAGCUUCGAUGUCUGCUGCUACGAUUGCUAGGGAUCAGACUACAUUUGCCAACCUAGUGGAUCAGAUUAGGAGGAUCGGAGAAUUACAGGAUUUUGUGCUAUCAUCGGCGGGUGAUGCGAAUAACCCUGAGAAUCCGGAUAGGGUGGCUGCGGAGGGGGAGGCCCGUAUAGCUUCGGCUUUGGGAAAUAGUGAAUCUCGGUUGAGGGCUAUGCAAACUAGUAUUGACCUCUUAGCUUCCGAGUUCCAACUGUUGAGGAACACUCGCAGGGAGCUCAGACGUGUAGAAGAGGAGGCUCUUGAGACGCUGCAGAAUUCUUCGGGCACCGCUGGCUCUUCCAGAGGCACUAGGCCUGUGCCGGCUAUUCCAGCAGCCCAGCCAACAUCUUCCUCUCCGAGGAGCCAUUCCGGAAGGAGAGAGCCAAGAGCUCUCAUCAACCAACGUUUCCGGCGCUUCAGAGCAGAAGGAAGACUCCCGGACCUAUCUGACGAUGAGACGGACUCUUACGAGUACCCCCCCGUGUUCACUAACCUUACCUCCGUUGCAGGACACACCGGCCGUCACAGGAACGCUGUGCUCGCGAGGAACCCAGGAUUUCGCCUCGGCCAAGGGAAUCCUUUGCGGACACAAACACCAGAUGUAGAUAGUCAGCGUCAGGAAGCGGUAACAGGUGGAGCAGAGACCGAGGUUGCGGAACAAACGGAACGGGAGGAAGAAGGGGAGAACGAUUACACCAUCCCGAGUACUGAAGCAAGGGAUCGUAUGCUACUCGAUAUCGUUAUGAGGAUGCAAAUCGAGGGUUUACAGAAUGGGGGCCUAUCGGGAUUAUAGGGUGGGGAGGAGGGGCUUUCCGUUCUGUUCCACUCUCUUGUUCUGUCACCGCUGUUUUAGCAUUGGGUUGGGAAGAAAUCAUCCCUUUUCUUCUCUUUUCAUAUAUUUCAUUUUUUCUAGUCGUGGGUACUGUAUGGCUUUCAACUCGAAUUGUUUUUACCCCCCUUUCCUCUUUACCCUUCCUUCCUUCCUCCCUUGCUCGCCCUGGAUUUAGUCUUUACUUUUUUCAAAAACCGAAGUUGGGCCUAUAAUAUCUUUUAUUACCGCCUCUCCUUCCCUUUCUUUUUCCCUUAUCACACAAAAGUACAUUUAUUUGCUUGGCUUGUUGACUAGUAGUGGUCUGAGGGUGAAAGUAGUCCCAUGUACAUCGAUAGCUUGCUAUCUCAUCUUGCUGAUGGAUGGAGGGAGGGAACGAGCACGUGGACCCCGUAGCAUAACGUAGGUUAGCUUAGCUAGUUGGUUGGGAUUCCUACGGCGUUUGGUAUGAUAUAUGAUACUAACAAUUUUUUUCUUUUUUCUUUUCUCUCUUGGGUUUAGGACUGAGUUUAGGACUGUGGGUUUGGGAAUAUUAUUGGAAUUUUCUCUUUUUUUCCCUUUCCGUGAGGAGAGGGGGAAAGGGUUUGCUCGAGUGGGAGAUGCUAUUGGGUCUUUUUUCUGGGUUGUUGUGUCAGAUUGUGGCGGGGGUGGGCAUGAUAAGGUUGGCGGGGGGGGCGUCGGAGAAACGAUUCUCCGAAGUGAUUUAAGUUUGAGUAGCAGGCGGUAGCGAACUUCACAUGCG